CAGCCGACACAAGCGUGCUGUGUUUAUCGUCACCCCCGUGUACCUUUUCCCGCAAUAGAAAAAGCUCGGUGCCUCCUUCGCUCCGGGCUCCAUAGAUUCUCGGAGACUUCACACGUACGAUCUCGUCGCUUUUCGCUCCUUCCUCUCCGCUCCACAUCCGCUCGUCGACGCGACACAGAGAGAGGGAGAGAAUCACGCGUUGAUGCCGUGGAAUCUCCAGGAACAGCGCGGCCGAAGGUCGGGUUUCGUCCAACGGGCCUCCUCCUUCUUCGGAUUCGAUCGAUCUUGAGCUGUUCUUGAGCGGCAGAAUUCGCGUUCUCCUUUGAUGCCCGGCACGUUGCGUCGUGCCUGAGGUGAUCUUUCCUUCGUGGGUCGGGGAGUUCGGCUCGAGUCUUGCGGUUCUUGGUCGUGAAUUUCCUCUCCCUCUCUCUCUUUUGGGCGAUGGGUUGGUGGGUUCGUAUGCGGGGAGGGAGAAGUCCGCCGGUUGCUGUGAAGGUGUCGUGCCUCUUGCUGGCCUGCAUCUUGUUGGUCGUGUGGCUGAACUCUCCUUCGGAGCUGGUUUUUCCGAAGGCCAGGCAUGUGUUCAACAACCUCAACGGCGAUCAGCACGCGUGCAAGGCCUUGCACGAUUUAGAGGACUACAAGGCCAAGUGUCAGUACGUGAAGUCGAAGAACCCAUGUUCCUCUCGCGGCUAUAUAAAUUAUUUAUACAUAUUCUACUGCACAUUUUCGGAUUUGCCGAUACUGGGUUACGGUUUCUUGAUUCUGUGGCUAGUUGUGCUGUUUUACUUAUUGGGGAACACGGCUUCCGAGUACUUUUGCUCCUCCCUCGAGAGCUUGUCUAGGCUUUUGAAAUUGUCCCCGACGAUCGCCGGAGUUACUCUGCUUUCGCUCGGCAACGGCGCGCCAGAUGUCUUUGCUAGCCUCGUCUCCUUCACGGGUAGUGGGACUCAGAGCGUUGGGCUCAACACAGUGUUAGGGGGCAGUUCCUUUGUGACCUGCAUCGUGGUGGGGAUCAUAAGCUUUCUCGUGCACAAAAGACACAUUCGUGUGGACAAGUCUGCGUUCGUUAGGGACGUUUGCUUUCUUAUGCUGGUUCUCUUAUUCUUGCUCGUGAUCUUACUCAAUGGGGAGAUCAAUCUAUGGGGCGCAUUGGGUUUCCUGUCAAUGUAUGUCGCAUAUGUGGUCAUUGUUUAUGUUUCUCAUGCCCACUGGCAGAAGAAUUCCGACAUUGAAGGCAAUUUAUCGUCGAAUGAUGGAAGUGAUGAUUUGAGGAUCCCGAUUUUACAUGGCUUGGGAAAAGAACAACUUGCUUGUGUCGAGGAAACUCUAGAAGAUGGGUGUAAAUUGGAACUUGGAAGUUCUUUGGACUGUCAACCAUUGGGUUUCUAUCGUUGGUUUCUCCUUAUUCUAGAGUUGCCUCUUUAUCUGCCUAGGAGAUUGACAAUACCUGUUGCUAGUGAAGAGAGAUGGUCCAAGCCUUAUGCAGUUGCUUCUGUCACAUUAGCUCCGCUUCUCUUGACUGCCCUUUGGAGCUUUCAAGAAGAAAAUGCCACUUUCAAUGCUAGGCUAGCAGUCUAUGGGGUUGGAUUUCUGAUUGCAGUUUCUCUGGGAGUUGUAGCGUUUUACACUACCGAGUCAUCAGACCCACCAAAGCACUGUCUGUUCCCUUGGCUCGCUGGAGGCUUUGUGAUGAGCAUAACUUGGAGUUACAUUACAGCACAAGAAUUGCUGGGUUUGCUUGUUUCACUUGGAUAUAUAGUCGGGGUGAGUCCUUCUAUAUUAGGAUUGACUGUCCUGGCCUGGGGCAACUCACUUGGAGAUUUGAUGACCAAUUUAACAAUGGCCGUGAAUGGUGGAGCCGAGGGGACACAGGUAGCAUUGUCGGGGUGUUAUGCUGGACCUAUCUUCAACAUGUUAUUUGGCUUGGGAUUGUCUCUCGUUGGCGCAUCCUGGCAUAAUUAUCCAGCAUCUGUUGCCAUCCCCAGAGAUCCACUUCUUCUGGAAACUCUGGGCUUUGUGGUGGCCGGGUUGGUUUGGGCACUUGUGGUUUUGCCUAGAAGGGAUAUGAAGCUUGACAGGGUCCUCGGUGGUGGUCUGCUAACUGUGUAUAUAGUUGCUCUAUCUCUUAGGGUGAUACAAACAGUUGUAACUCCUUAAAUCUACCCUUUUAUUUCCACUUUUGAGCAUUCAGUCUUGAGCCCAUUACCAGAUUGAUUUCCAGGGGGUUUUGUACAGAAAAUAAUUUGCCUGCAUUUUUGAAAUAUGUGAAUACAUAGAGUGACCAUCUGUUUUGUCUAA
Molecule: messenger RNA, 2301 nt
Organism: Syzygium oleosum
Lineage: Eukaryota; Viridiplantae; Streptophyta; Magnoliopsida; Myrtales; Myrtaceae
Product: cation/calcium exchanger 2
Exons: 1
Coding region: 442-2160 (572 amino acids)
Biological process (GO): transmembrane transport; monoatomic cation transport
Cellular component (GO): membrane
Molecular function (GO): monoatomic cation transmembrane transporter activity
Source: RefSeq, a predicted model, not a curated record